This is a messenger RNA of Aspergillus chevalieri, 1842 nucleotides long. Its product is annotated as MFS transporter. The coding region runs from base 1 to 1842 and encodes 613 amino acids. Gene Ontology annotation, molecular function: transmembrane transporter activity. Gene Ontology annotation, biological process: transmembrane transport. The record is from RefSeq and is a predicted model, not a curated record. Lineage: Eukaryota; Fungi; Ascomycota; Eurotiomycetes; Eurotiales; Aspergillaceae. The transcript is spliced from 3 exons.
AUGACCCCCGGCGAAUGCAACGCAUCUGAAAUCGAUCCCAGGCUGGAGUCCGAGAAAAUGAACGAACAACAUGAAAAGCAAGAACUGGGGAAUUCAGACAGGAGUGACAGACAAUCCUUGUCUGCAAUCUCCAAGUCAACAAGCUCAAGCAGUUCAAAUGACUAUGGCUCUGAGCUGCAUACUCUGCGUUCGCGGCCCACAGAACCCGACCUGGAACGUCGUCGGACGAGGAUGUCUGAUGCCCUGAGUAGGAUUGAGACCCAGCGAUACCAGCAUGCUUUGACGGUUGGCGAAAGUGUACAAUCCCGGGCCUCUAGAGCUUCCCUACCUCCUUUUGGGGGCGGAAAGCCUUACCCACCACCCCUGCCGGCUCGAGAGGAGUAUGUCGUGGAAUUCGACGGGACAGACGACCCGUUAUAUCCCCAGAAUUGGUCGUUAGGGCGGAAAGUCACCAUCAGCGCCAUCCUGGCAUUCACCAGUAUUUGCUCCACAUUUGAUUCCGCCAUCUUCAGCGCUUCAACCAGCAAUGUUUCCAAAGCUUUCGGGGUCGGAAUCGAAGUCUCAAGUCUUUCAAGUACGCUUUACAUCAUCGGUUACGCAUCCGGUCCCUUGAUCUGGGCCCCAUUAUCGGAACUCAGAGGUCGUCGCAUCCCUAUCAUGAUCGGCAUGCUGGGGUUCGGUAUUUUCAACACAGGUGUCGCAGUCGCAAAAGACCUGCAGACCCUUAUGCUGUGUCGAUUCUUCUCAGGCAUUUUCGGUAGUUGUCCGCUGGCCGUUGUGGCAGCUGUCUUCUCCGACAUCUACGACAACCGCACGCGUGGCACCGCCAUCGCCAUGUUUUCGGGCACGGUGUUUCUCGGUCCUCUUCUAGCGCCCUUUAUUGGAGGAUUUAUUAAUAUGUCGUAUUUGGGUUGGCGCUGGACUGCUUACCUGCCUGCUAUCAUGGGUUACUUUGCUUUUGCAUUAAACGUUCUAUUCCUAAAAGAGUCAUACCCACCAGUGGUCUUGGUCGACAAAGCGUCAGAGCUACGCCGUCGCACGAAGAACUGGGGUAUACACGCAAAGCAAGAGGAGAUUGAAGUCGACUUGCGGGAAUUGCUGGUCAACAAUUUCUCAAGACCGCUGCGGCUACUGCUUACUGAGCCCUUGAUCCUCGCAGUGACAGUGUACCUGAGUUUCAUCUACGGACUACUCUAUUGCUUCUUGACAGCAUAUACCCUCGUCUUCCAGGGGGUCUACGGCAUGACCCCUGGUGUCGGGGGACUGCCGUUAUUCGGCAUGGUCGUGGGAUUGCUCAUUGCGGCCGUGUGUAUCAUCAUAUUAAGCGGUCCGUAUAAUCGGAAGCUGGACGCUAACGGGGGCGUUCCUAUCCCCGAAUGGCGUCUGCCCCCUGUUAUCGUCGGCGGGGUUCUCUUUGCUGCCGGGCUGUUCUGGUUUGGAUGGACCGGGUUCACGAACAAGGUCCCUUGGAUUGUUCCCACGCUCAGUGGACUGUUCACGGGAUUCGGACUGCUGAUUAUUUUCAUUCAACUGUUCAACUAUCUAAUCGACACUUAUCUUAUGUUCGCUGCAUCUGCCAUCGCAGCAAAUACGUUUUGCCGUUCGCUGGUCGCGUCCAGCUUCCCGCUGUUUUCGCGGCAGAUGUUCAACGGCAUGGGUAUUCAGUGGGCUUCCACCUUGCUGGGCUGUGUCGCCGCUGUCCUGGUUCCUAUUCCGGUAGCGUUCUAUCUUUUUGGCAAGAAGUUGCGAGCCAGGAGCAAGUUUGCGCCCUUUGAUGAGAGGAUCCAUGAGAUGGCGCAGGUUGAGGAUGACGUUAUCGAGGAUGUCAAUCAGCGGACAUGA